CAGGUGUGUCUGACCCAGUUGCCUUUGGUACUAGUUUUUGUUCUAUUGAUUGUCAGCUCAGAUGGUUCACGACCAAUUAAACGAGCACAGCCAAAACCUAAAGGCUGCGCUGAACGUCAAGAGGAGGUGUUGGAGCAGAUGUAUGGGCAUCUAGCAGCAGGCAUGCUCGGUGCCUACCACCACACGCUGCAACUGCAGCCACUCGAGAAGGAGAAUAUUACCUGCCCGGCUGGGAUCCAUGGAAGGGCCCAGGCGGAAGGCAAGCAGCAGCUGCCUGUCAAUAUAAACAGCAUUUCUCCAUGGGCAUAUAGAAUUACAUAUAACCCUACAAGAUACCCUAAGUAUAUCCCAGAAGCAUACUGUCUGUGUAAAGGUUGUCUGACAGGCCCCUUGGGUGAAGAGGACUUCAACUUCCGCAGUACACCCGUUUACAUGCCCACUGUCAUACUCCAACGUACAACUUCAUGCACAGGUGGUCGGUAUGUCUACGUUGAAGACUACAUUACUAUUCCAGUGGGCUGCACCUGUGUGCCAGAAUUAGAGAAGGAGGCUGAAGCAGAUAGUGUGAAUUCAAGCCUAGAGAAAGAAAAGUUCAAAGUCAACAUAAGUAAAAAUGAGAAACCAUCAUCCAACUGA
Messenger RNA from Staurois parvus, 636 nucleotides. Lineage: Eukaryota; Metazoa; Chordata; Amphibia; Anura; Ranidae. The record is from the annotation of a GenBank genome assembly.